UUGUUAUUAAUCGUUAUUACUUUUCUGCUCUCAUUCGCUCCAGUUUUGGCAGCGACAAAGAGACACUGCCCCGCCGCUAUAUCAAAGACUAAUCGGGAACUAAUCAGCAGUUUCAAGAAUUAAUCUUUUUGUUUCAGAUACUCUUGUUGUGGGAAGAUAUGGAUGUUGAUAUCGAUCAUUAUGAAGUUUUAGGGUUACCUUCUGGUGAAGAGGGGGCUAAGCUUACAGAAAAUGAAAUCUCGAAAGCCUACAAGAAAAAGGCGUUAGUAUUGCAUCCGGAUAAGAGGCCGGAUGACCCGAAUGCUCAUGAUAACUUUCAAAAGUUGAAGUCGUCAUAUGAGAUUCUAAAAGAUGAAAAAGCUCGAAAAUUAUUUGACGAUCUCCUCCGAGUUAAGCGCGAGCGGUAUGUUCGCUCCGCGCAGAGGGAUUCCAAACGACAAAAGAUGGUAUCCGAUCUUGAAGCAAGAGAGCGAGCGGCAUAUGCAUCUGACCCGGUUUUUAAGGCCCGUGAAGAGGAGGAAAUGGUAGCGAGGAAGCUUAAAGAAGAAAUUGAAAGAAUUCGUGCAAUGCGUGCAAAUAAAGGAGCCGCUACAGCGGCAACCUCAACAAGAGAGACAGUAGGAGUGGCAAAUGAGAGUGUGAAAACUGCUGAUAGGGAGAAGAUGCUUAAGGUCUCUUGGGAGAAGGUCGGGGAGGAUUACACAGCACAAAGGCUAAAAGAAUUGUUUUCAAAAUUUGGUGAGGUUGAAGAUGUUGUGAUUAGCAGUUCCAAGAAAAAGCGCUCUGCUAUUGUUCAAAUGGCGAAUAAAGAAGCAGCUGUAGCGGCUACGGGAAGUGUGUGUGGCAAUCUCUCCAAUCCUCUUCUAGUUUUACCUGUUAAACCAACUAUGCCAGCAGAUUAUCAAGGCGUCCGACAGUCUGCAGAGUCUACCCGCCUAAACAAUUUGGUUGGCACCGGCUAUAAGUCAUAUGAAGAUUCUAUCUUAGAGAAACUAAAAAAGGCUGCUGCAGCAAGAAACCAAAAUUGAGAUGCGGAUGCGUUUUAGACGACGUCGAGCAAUGUAAUCUCUCCUGGUUGAAAUGUAAAGGUAAUUAAAGAAGGAUGGACGUCAGUAUUGAUGACAAACUGUUUGGUUUUGCAUUUUUAAGUCUUUUGUUUCUGGGUACGCAGGACUGAAUAUGGUAAUUGUUCUUCCAGAAUAUGGUUUCCUGAAAUAACUCUUAUGAAGAUCAAAAUUUGCUGAAGUUCUGCAUGUUAUGGGUAUAAAUCUUUUAACUCACAUUAACUUCAGGGGAGCUUCUUAAUAUUGAUGGGAUAAAGCUUCUGUAACAUUAUCUCUUGCUAUUUUUCACAUUUCAAAAAUGUCAAUGUAUAAUUAUUGUUUCUAGUAUUUCUCAUGAAUACACAAAUAAUUGAAGGUUA
This is a messenger RNA of Mercurialis annua (annual mercury), 1423 nucleotides long. RefSeq lists its product as uncharacterized. The transcript is spliced from 4 exons. The record is from RefSeq and is a predicted model, not a curated record. NCBI's taxonomy places the organism in Eukaryota, Viridiplantae, Streptophyta, Magnoliopsida, Malpighiales, Euphorbiaceae. Bases 159 to 1028 code for a protein of 289 amino acids. Gene Ontology annotation, molecular function: RNA binding.